Messenger RNA from Notolabrus celidotus (New Zealand spotty), 2656 nucleotides. Its product is annotated as high-affinity choline transporter 1-like. Gene Ontology annotation, biological process: choline transport; acetylcholine biosynthetic process; transmembrane transport. The record is from RefSeq and is a predicted model, not a curated record. The transcript is spliced from 8 exons. Gene Ontology annotation, molecular function: choline:sodium symporter activity. The coding region runs from base 1 to 1674 and encodes 557 amino acids. Gene Ontology annotation, cellular component: plasma membrane. NCBI's taxonomy places the organism in Eukaryota, Metazoa, Chordata, Actinopteri, Labriformes, Labridae.
AUGGCUGUCAACAUCCCAGGAGUGGUUGCGAUGGUGUUCUUCUACAUGCUGGUCCUUGGAACUGGCAUCUGGGCUUCUUUCAAGUCCAAAAAGGAUCGGAGUAAAGGUGCAGCUAAUGGAAUGGAGAUGGCUCUGCUGGGAGAUCGCCGCAUCAACUGGAUGGUGGGGAUCUUCACAAUGACAGCUACAUGGGUAGGAGGAGGCUUCAUUGUGGGCACAGCUGAGAUGGUGUAUACACCUUCUAUGGGACUCACCUGGGCAAUUAUGGUGCUACUGGCGUACAGCUCAUCGUUUAUAAUUGGGGGCUUGGUAUUUGCCAAGCCAAUGAGAGAAAGGAACUUUGUAACAAUGCUGGAUCCAUUUCAUGCCAAGUAUGGAAAAGUACUGACAGCUGGACUGUGCCUGGCUUCACUUAUGAUUGAUAUGUUCUGGAUGCCCUCAACACUCAUCAGUCUAGGAGGAACAAUGAGUGUUGUCCUGGAUUUACCCUUCAAUGUUUGCAUCUGGAUCUCUGCUGCCAUUGCCAUCAUCUACACACUGCUGGGAGGCCUCUACUCUGUGGCCUACACAGAUAUCAUACAGCUUAUCCUUAUAUUCUUCAGUUUGUGGCUCUGUGUUCCCUUCGUUCUGAUGAACCCUCACUCUUUGGACAUCAGCCAGACAAUUAUCAACAACACCCUACACUCUCCCUGGAUUGGCUCACCGGAGUUAAAAAAGACCUGGAUAUUAAUUGAUGAAUUCUUAUUCUUUGCACUUGGGAAUCUGGGAUAUCAGUGCUUCCAUCAGAGGACCUUGUCGGCGUCCUCCCCAACCACAGCUAAGCUCACAUGCCUUGUUGCUGCAUUCAUCUUACUUCUAUUUGGGAUACCUCCCAUACUGCUUGGGGCAGCAGCUGCAUCAACAGACUGGAACCUGACCACCUACAGUUCUCCAUCUCCAUAUGAGCGUGGGGAAGCAGCUCUAGUUCUGCCUAUCACCCUGCAAGAGCUUACCCCACCUUUCAUCUCCGUUAUUGGAAUUGGUUGUGUGGCCGCUGCUGUGAUGUCAUCAGCGGAUUCUGCUUUGCUUUCUGCUGCGUCUGUAUUCAGCUCCAACAUAUACAAAAAUAUCCUGAGGCCCCAGGCAUCCGACAGAGAGAUUCUGUGGGUGAUCCGUGUUGCUGUGGUGGUUGUUGGCGUGGUUGGCACACUACUCACCAACCUAAAGAGCAGCGUACUACUGUUCUGGUUCCUGUGUUCUGAAGUGGCCUACAUCAUAAUCUUCCCUCAACUUGUCUGCAUCCUCUUCUUUAACAUCUCCAAUGGUUACGGGGCUGUUACUGGCUUGCUGGUGGGAUUGGUUGUAAGAGUGCUGAGUGGAGACUCAUUACUAGGGAUAACACCAGUCCUUCACUUCCCAGGAUGCACUCUUGAGGAUGGGAUUUAUGUCCAGUAUGCUCCAGUAAAGACUAUCUCAAUGCUGUCUGCAGUUGCUGCCAUCUUGUUUUUCUCACACCUCACCUCUACGCUCUUUAACAAAGGCUGGCUUCCUGAGAAGUGGGAUGUGUUCAAAGUGAAAGCUAAGCUCUCUCCGCAACAGCUGACACCAAUUGGUGGCACAACAGAAUAUAAUGAGAGUGAGAAACUGAAUGAAAACAACCUUCAGACUUUGACAUCAGAGACAUUGAGCCUAUAAUUAUCACAGGCUGGUUAGAAAAAACAUUGAAUGUGCUUUGGGAGAGUUCCUUUAUACAAUACAUUUUAUAAAAUGGAGAGUGAGAUAAUGUGAAUGAGAUAAUGUGAUUGCUGUUGGCACUUUUUUGAUCAAUUGUAACUUCUUUUCCCUGCAAUAAAAAAAAACAGUUGCACAUAAACACUGCUAUUUUUGUUCUAAUAAAGUUUAAAUAUCUCCCAUUUUAGCAAAAAAAAAGUCACUCUAGAAUUAGAAAACUCAAUGUUAUUUGCAGUCACCAUAUAGUGCCAUUUGUUUCAUGUCUUGGUGUUGGUGUUCCUUUUUUAUGGUCUCCUUGUGUUGGUAUUUGUACAAAUCUUCUGACCUAAUCUUUCUUGAUCAAUUUUGUAUACCCUCAUGUCUGUGUAUUCCUUGUCUGUGUAAAGUCUUGAGUGUUUCCUGUUUUAUUUUGUAGUUCUUGCUCCUUGGGUCUCUGGUUUAGUUCUACUUCCUGUCACCAUGUUUCCCUCCAGUUUGAUUGCACUUAUUGGUUUCACCUGUGUCUUUUGUCACACCUGUGUUGAUUAACCUGUGUCAUGAGUUUCUCGAUUUCCCAUUUCCAAGCAGUAUAUAUUUCUGUUUCUAUUGGCAGAUGUUUUACCCAUUACACGUAACUCAAGCCUUAUUUUAUUCUUCAAUUAUUUCAAAAUAUCUGGACUAUAUCUGGAAUAUCUGGAAAUCUGGACUAGUCAGGUGAAUGUGACAUUUAUUAAGUUUGAUAAAGCAUUUUUCACUAGAAAAUACUUUUUGUUUUGAGUUUUUGCAGUGCUCUACUGCUUUCUUUAUAUGCCAACUCUCACUUUACCUCAUUGUCGAAGAGGGAGUAAGAAAGGCAUUCAGUUUUUGUCCUCAUUUUGUUUCCUUUUAGAUUUUGCACCAAGCUUGUUUUUAUGUCUUUGCCGUUGAUCUUUGUGAGUGAACUGAGAUAUGUUUUUGUCUAUAAAGA